CUACUUCUCAGCGACUGCCCUCGUGUUUUUUGCCUCUGCCUGGUCGCUCAAUUUUCCUCUCCAGAGCCAUGCAUCCCCAGCGCCCUCUUCCCCAGGCCAUGCCUUCUUCCUCUCUGGGACAGCACCUGAGGGACAUGGCCAUGGGUCUGGGACAAGGCAAAAACUUCCUGGGGGGAAACGUUGCUUAUGGUUUCAUCCAGUCUGUUAAGGAGUGCCUCUAUUUCCUGCUGUGCUGCUGGUGCAUCAAAGAGAUCCUGGACUGAGAGACUGAGACAAAUAUAGAUCAAGUGGUCAAGCAUUGAUUUUCUUUCUAUUUUUUCCUCGGUUGACUCCUUGAGUUUGGUUUCAACAACCUUUUAUUUCAUCAGAAAUUGAGUGUUUGAUAAGCAC
This is a messenger RNA of Labrus bergylta (ballan wrasse), 390 nucleotides long. It is a transcript of the gene lenep, whose product is annotated as lens epithelial protein. Lineage: Eukaryota; Metazoa; Chordata; Actinopteri; Labriformes; Labridae. The record is from RefSeq and is a predicted model, not a curated record. Gene Ontology annotation, biological process: multicellular organism development.